Molecule: messenger RNA, 1412 nt
Organism: Rhipicephalus microplus (southern cattle tick)
Lineage: Eukaryota; Metazoa; Arthropoda; Arachnida; Ixodida; Ixodidae
Product: para-nitrobenzyl esterase
Source: RefSeq, a predicted model, not a curated record
CACUGACGGAGGUCCCUCGCAGAGGAAUGACGUCGACAGACGGCUGUGCUGCGGUGGCGGGCGGAUCUUGAGUAGCGGCUGGCUCAUGGUGUAGCAUGUCCUUGCUGCGAGGCGCGCAUCGACCUUAUAGCCAUUUGGACGACGAGGACGACCUCGUCCGGUACACGGACACACAGCAGGACACACGCAACUCGCCAACUUCGAGCGCCGCUCCCGCGUCUCGGCUUGUAGACCACGCCCAGCGUUCGCGUCGCCACUACUGGUCUACCACAGGAGGAGCAGGGUCUCAUCAAGGCACGUGCAGCCCCAAGAUGUGCGUGCUCGCAGCGGUCACCGCGCUCGUUACGCUCACGGUGCUGGUAACGGUGGCAGCGGCGGUGAUUUCCACGACUGCCAGUCCGUCUAGCACCACUGCAAGUACCGCGUCAACUGGUGGCGCGCCCGGGACAACGUCUCUGUUGUUGUCAGCCGGCAUCGGCAGGUCGCUGGAGGAUGUGGUGCGUGCGCGGACGCCCGGCUGCGGAGAGAUUGCAGGAGUCAUCGAGGACGGCGCCUUUGUUUUUAAGGCGCUGCGCUACGCCGAGGCGCCCGUGGGUGAACGUCGUUGGCGCAAACCGCAGCCGAGCAGCACCCAGUCGUGCGUGGCCGGCCGACGAGCCGAGCACUUCGGCUCGGCGUGCCUGCAGGCCAACCCGGUCACCAAGAAGUUCGAAGGGUCCGAGGACUGCCUCUUCCUCAACGUGUGGACGCCACGCAUCGACCCGACGGCCAGUAUGGAUGUUCUAGUCUGGAUUCAUGGCGGGUUCCUGCAGCUGGGUUCCGGGCACCAGCCGGGACUGAGUCCUUCGGGGCGGCUGGCUAAACUUACCAACGCCGUACUCGUCAGCUUCAAUUACCGCCUCGGGCCAUUGGGCUUCCUCGCUCUGACAGCGCUGGGAAACGAAGUCAACCACGGCCUGUGGGACGCAGCGCUGGCUCUCACGUGGGUUCGCGACAACAUUCGUUCCCUCGGAGGGGACCCUGAGAAGGUGACCGUGGUGGGCGCCGAUGCUGGUGCCUCACUUGCGUUAGCGAUUUUGGCAGCGGGACCCCAAGCUGGCUGGGAGCGCCUCUUCAGGGCAGCCUGGCUUGAUGGUCCAUCGUCAGUACUCAACAGAACGUACGCGCAGGUUGCCAAGCACAACAAGGCAUUUUUCCAGCAGCGUUCUGGUUGUGCUAACGCGACGUGCCUGCGAGGACUGAGCGGUCACGACGUCAUCAAAGCCCAUUUGGGUAAAGACGACCCAUCCUUCAGGAUCAGAGACCAGAACGACCUGCCUAUUCAGGGGAUAUUUCCAGAGCAGUUUCUCGUCGUAGACGGUGACAUGGCGAAGAUGGUGGUCAUUCCAUACCUGCAUGGUGUUUCGCACUAG